UAUUAAGUAGAUACAACGUUUGGGACUAAUUAUUACCCAGCCUUUGUGGGGUUAAAUCCUGUUGAGUCUGGAAGAUAAUAAAAUUGUUGCACAACCUUCACGAUCUCUAUCAGGUUUUUAUCUGGCCUCUUCAUCAACCACUUUUAUGACUCCUUAAUUUCGUUAUUCUAUUCUUUCAUUAAAGAACAGCCCCUUACGUUAAAUCGGAAUGAAGCGACAAACAGCCCUCCAAGAUGAGUAAUCCAACCUUCCUAGGCCAGACUGUGGCAUUGAUCAGGAAGAAUCUGGUGGUUGCAGUUAAGCGGAAAUGGCUGUCCACUAUUAUACGCUCCCUAAUAAUUCCAAUCGUUCUGCUAGUUCUGCUACUCGAGAUACAAAACUUUAUCAAAGAUCUAAAUCGCUAUGGCGUUGGCAAGAUACAUCCUAUCAGGGGCCUCCAAGACAGCUUGCAAGGCUCCAAACCCAUUGUUGUCGCAAGUUCGGCGAGCCUGGGCGCGGAUUUCCCUCCCAUCCUAGAUCGACUCGAGAAAUCGCUGGGGGAUCAUCAUAUUAUUAAACGUGUCGAUGAAGACGAAAUCGAAAGUACAUGCCCGGUCGACUCUCACGGUCACUCACCAUGCCACGCCGCAAUUGUUUUCAAAAACUCCCCCGGCAGUAAUAAUGACGAUGACAAGUGGGAAUACAACAUUCUGACAGACCCAGCGUUUUUGACAUAUAAGUUUGAUGUCUUCAACGCAAACAGCGGUGUGGAAAGAAUUGUACUUCCCUUACAGUUGGAAAUCGACAAUGCCAUAACGAACUCUACAGAAAUCCCAGAUGUCCAGGCUUUCACCAGGUUAUCUCAAAAAGAAGCAGAUGAUUUUUCACGAAGGGACUUUCAAUCCCUUGCCUUAUACACCCUGUCUUUCGUCUUCUUCAUCACCAUGGUCCCUGUGGCCCACCAUGUCGCGGGUAUGGUAACAUAUGAUAGAGACUCGGGUAUGUCACAGCUUGUGGACGCCAUGGGCGGUGAUGGUGCUAUUUGGGCAAGAGUUCUCAGCUAUGUUAUCACAUUUGAUAUAUUAUAUCUACCAUUGUGGAUUAUACUUGGCGCAGUUUUCUGGCACCUCUUACUUCCUGGUCAAAACGCAGGAAUAGUUAUUUUUUGGCAAAUUUUCACCGGAUGGUCCGUUACAAGUGCGUCAGUAUUUGGCGCGGCCUUCUUCAAACGCCAUGCCUUUGGUUCUCUUUUCGUAACCCUGAUCCCUAUCUUGCUUGCUGUUAUUGCCGCGUACACAGAGAAUACCAAAUUACCGCCACCCCUUGCGCAGGUCGUUGCGCUUAGCCUGCUCUUCCCGAGUAUGAACUAUGUGUACUUCUUCAGUGCCAUUACAAAAUCAGAAAUCGUUGGAGUUGUUCUUGACCUGGGCACUCCGGUGUUCGCAAGUGAACUCGAAGGUUCAAAUAUCCCGGGUCAAGUUACAGGGGUAAAUUGGGUCAGCAUGGCUGGGUCUUAUUUUCUAUGGAUCAUUCUCAUUGCCCAGAUCUUUAUAUUUCCUGUCCUCGCCGUCUUUGUUGAAAAGGCUCUUCACGGUAUCAAUCGUCGAAGAAGAGAUUUCGAUACCAGCACGGAAGCAGUGAAUUCGCAGGUUGCAAUUCAAACAAAAGGACUAUCCAAACUUUACCGCCCUUCUUGGUUCAAGAAAAUCUUUUGUUGCGCUCGAACCCCUAAAACUAAAGCAGUCGACAAUCUGGAUCUUACAAGCUAUCGGAAUCAGAUCUUGUGUCUGCUAGGUCCAAAUGGAUCUGGUAAGACUACAACAUUGGAAAUGCUUUCUGGCUUUCAGCAACCCACUGAUGGUUCAGUGACUAUCAAUGCUUCUUCUUCUCAAAUCGGCAUCUGCCCCCAGAAGAAUGUCCUGUGGGAUAAUCUCACUGUUUUUGAACAUUUGACCAUAUGGAGCGCCAUCAAGGGGAGCGGAGAUACCCAAGAGAGCCUCGAGCAAUUGAUUGAACAAUGCGACCUUGUUAAUAAGAAGAAUAAUCUAGCUGCGAGCUUGAGCGGUGGCACGAAACGAAAGCUUCAGCUAGCAUGCAUGUUGGUUGGUGGCUCGUCUAUUUGCUUCGCAGAUGAGAUCACAUCUGGCCUGGAUCCCUUAUCACGCAGAGUGAUAUGGGAGGUCAUAAAGCGAGAGCGAGCCCAGCGAACGAUGGUCCUCACAACUCAUUUUCUUGACGAGUCAGAAGUACUAAGCGAUCACAUCAUGAUUAUUACGCUUGGGAAAAUGAAGUGUCAGGGUACGCCGGCAGAACUCAAGAACCAGUACGGCGGUGGUUAUCGAGUUCAUAUCCCCAAGGCAGAAGAUAUCUCAGGUCUUUCCCAUCCCGUCAUUGAGAAGCACGAUAGAUACGUCUGUAGAACACCGGACUCUUCAUCUGCCGCUCGAGUAUUGGCUUCUUUAAGAACAUCGGCCAAUACGGAGUUAUACAUUACUGGACCCACGAUUGAGGACGUGUUUCUCAAGGUUGCUGAGGAACCUCACACUCUCAUUGGUGAGUCGCCUGAAGAGAUAUCGUUGGCCGAGUCUCUAACUGGCGAGUCUAAACCUGAGGCCACCCUCAGCCUAACGGCCGUAUACGCAAGGCAAAUACGCGCUUUACUUCUCAAGAGGAUAAUAUUGCUCCGCUCCGGUUGGUGGCAGUAUCUCUUUGCCCUCGGCAUCCCCAUUAUCAUCGCGGCUUUAACCCCUAAGUUUCUCAAAGACUACGAGACACCUCGUUGUGAUGAAAUCAUCUCGUCUGCUGUGACCCCUUACCCUCUCAGUUUAUACACUUUGGGAACUCUGGCGCUUGGGCCAGAAUCAGCCAACGAUACUAUAGCCGCUAUCAUUACAGAACAGAAUGAUGGUGAGCUUUACAGCUAUGGUGAUGGAGAGUAUGGGCCGUAUAUAAUCGACACACGCGAUGGGCUGGAAGAUUUUGUGCGCACACAUACCCAAAAUCUAUCCUACAGCGGCGGUAUCUGGGUCGGUAACAACAGCAACCCCUUCAUCGCAUACGACGCGAAUUCAGUGGACACCGCCGCGACUUUACUGAAUCUGCUCAGCCAAGUUAAGAGUGGACAGAAAAUUCAAGUGUCUUUGUCCGCCCUUACGAGCUAUAACCAGGCGAAUGGUGGGAAUAGCGUCAUUUGGGUGACAAUUUUUUGCCUAGUUCAAGCCCUGUAUCCCGCCUUCUUCUCGUUAUACCCGACAUACGAGAGAAAGUCACAGGUCCGAGCGCUACAGUACUCGAACGGCAUCAGACCCUUCCCUACCGUGUUUUCGUACUGGGUGUUCGACUCCUUCUUUGUCAUCAUUGUUGCUGUUAUCUGCACCGUUCUUAUCGCACCAGCAACGGAAUGGUUCGGUGUUGGCUAUCUCUUCGUAGUACAGGCGCUAUAUGGCUUCGCCGCUGUGCUCUUCUCAUAUCUAGUAUCUUUUGUCGCUCGGUCUCAACCCGCUGCAUUUGCAUUAUCCGUCUUGUUUAUGGCGAUUAUGUAUGUGCUUUCAAUCAUUUCAUUAGUGGUCCUCAACGUGUCCCAAUCAGGGAACCUUAAGGCUCUAGAUGGGACCGCUUACGGAUUAGGCCUCAUAUUCCCGAUCCAGAAUCUAUUGCGUGGCCUUACCGUUAGUGUGAACACGUACCUAGUGCGAUGCCGAGGACGCAGUAUCGUCACGUACCCAGGGUCUAUAUAUGCGUAUGGCGGUCCUAUUCUCUUGCUAGUGAUACAAAUCAUCUGGAUUUUUGUCUUAGUCGUAUGGCUUGAAGGAGGCCGUCUUCCCUUCUUCUCAAAACCGAAGGUUCCUGUGCAAGACAUUAGCGAUACUGAGAAGACCGUGCUUUCUGGGAGACCAGAUGUUGAUGCUGAGACAGCACGUGUGAUGUCGUCGGAUUCAGACCUCCUGCGCGUGCAGCACGUCUCGAAGGACUUUGGCUCGUUCAGAGCUGUCGAAGAUGUUUCCCUAGGCUUACAGAAAGGAGAGAUACUGGCAUUGCUGGGACCGAAUGGUGCUGGGAAGACGACGACGCUAAACAUGAUCCGCGGAGAUUUGACUCCAACAAGCGGCAGAAUAUACCUUCAGGACAUCGACGUUCAUAAGAACACUCGCCUGGCGCAGAAUAACCUCGGCGUGUGCCCACAAUUUGACGCUCUAGAUUUGUUAACCGUCCGCGAGCACCUCUCUUUCUACUCCCGCUGCAAGGGCGUGACGGACGUCAAAGCAGACGUAGCCUACGUAAUGGCCAGAGUGGGAAUCACAUCUCACGCUGACAAACUCGCGGCAAAACUCUCCGGUGGCAACAAGCGCAAGCUUAGCCUCGGUAUCGCUCUCGUCGGCAAUCCACCCGUUCUUCUGCUUGACGAGCCUAGCUCUGCUAUGGACGCAGCUUCUAAGCGAGUCCUUUGGAAGACUCUCGAGGCUAUUGCACCGGGUCGCUCCGUGGUUAUCACGACACAUUCAAUGGAGGAAGCUGACGCACUAGCGACGCGUGCCGCGAUCGUCGCUAGACGACUCCUUGCCAUCGGCACGACGGAGGCGCUGCGCAAGACUCACAGUAACGAGUACCACGUACACCUGAUUCUCAAGAGCGCCCCGCUCUCAACGGUCGAGGAGAUGGAGGAGGUGGCGGCUUGGGUGCGUAGUACGUUCCCAGGAAUCAAGUUCGAAGGUGAGAAUCUUGGCGGUCAGGUUCGCUUCAUCGUUCCCGCGGACAGUAAAGUCCCCGCCCUUCAGUUGACGACAGAGAGUACGCGAGAUGAAAAAAUAGGAACUGGUGGAACACAGAGCUUCACGCGAUAUUUGAUCGAGACAUUGGAGGCCCAGAAAGAGCAGCUCAAUCUCGACUGUUACUCCAUCUCGGCUGCCACAAUGGAGAGCGUCUUCUUACGUGUCGUCAAGGAGUUGCCCGCUGAGGAUGACGGAACGGCUCUUAAGAAGCCUUGGUGGCGCCGUUAGACUCGCCCAAAGUAAAUUCUGUAUUCGUACUAAUUGAUACCUA
Messenger RNA from Xylaria bambusicola, 5019 nucleotides. RefSeq lists its product as uncharacterized. Bases 234 to 4976 code for a protein of 1580 amino acids. The record is from RefSeq and is a predicted model, not a curated record. Gene Ontology annotation, biological process: lipid transport; transmembrane transport. Gene Ontology annotation, cellular component: intracellular membrane-bounded organelle; membrane. Lineage: Eukaryota; Fungi; Ascomycota; Sordariomycetes; Xylariales; Xylariaceae. Gene Ontology annotation, molecular function: ATP hydrolysis activity; lipid carrier activity; ABC-type transporter activity. The transcript is spliced from 4 exons.